GAACGGGAGGCCGGUCUCACUCUCUCCAGCGUAGAGAUCUGAAUCCAACAUUGGUGAAAAUUUUCUCUUUUAGGUUCGGAGAGCCUCCGGCGGCGGCAAUCCUGAGCCGAUCGCGUGCAUUCUUUGCUUAUCGUACUUUUCCACGGCUUCAAAUCCCUCAGCAAUGUGGAUGUUCAAGCCCCUCUCUGGGAAAGAACAUGCUGGCGUAGAAGGCAGAGUAAUUGAAAUUGGCAAUACAAAGGUCCGUGUUCAGAAUGCCAUCGCUGAAGGAGGCUUUUCUUGUGUAUAUCUUGCUCAUGACGCUGUGAAUGCAUCCAAACAAUAUGCUCUUAAGCACAUGAUAUGUCAAGAUGGGGAGUCGCUUGAUCUGGUAAUGAAAGAGAUUCAAGUGAUGAAAGUGCUCAAAGGGCAUCCAAAUGUGGUAACUUUGGUUGAAGAUAGUAUAUUAGACAUUGGUAGAAGAAAGGAAGCGCUUCUCUUGAUGGAGUUCUGUGAGAAGUCAUUGGUUGAUGUUCUGGAAAGUAGAGGAGCAAGAUACUUUGAGGAGAAUGAGGUCCUCUUGAUUUUCCGAGAUGUUUGCAAUGCAGUGUUUGCCAUGCAUUCUCAGUCACCACCUAUUGCUCACAGGGACCUGAAAGCUGAAAAUGUUCUCCUUGGUUCAGAAGGGAAUUGGAGAUUAUGUGACUUUGGCAGCACUUCCACGAAUCACAAGUGCUUUGAUAAACCAGAAGAGAUGGGUAUUGAAGAAGACAAUAUUAGAAAGCACACUACUCCUGCAUAUAGAGCGCCUGAGAUGUGGGACUUGUAUAAAAGAGAAAUUAUCUGUGAGAAAGUGGAUAUUUGGGCUCUUGGAUGCCUGCUGUACAGAAUAUGCUAUUUCAAAUCUGCUUUUGAUGGCGAGUCUAAACUUCAGAUCUUGAAUGGAAACUAUCGCAUUCCAGAGUUACCAAAGUACAGUGCUUAUGUUACAGGCUUGAUCAAAGAUAUGCUAGAAGGCUCUCCAGGUGCCAGGCCAGACAUCUCUCAGGUGUGGUUUCGUGUUAAUGAAUUAUUACCUUCGGAGUUGCGAAAACACUCGACUAACUGUGUUCAAACUGCAUCAACUGUUAAAAUGCACCCUUCUAUCUCAGAUGUGAAUAAUAAAGGUACAUUUAAGAAGACUCCCGUUAUACCAAAGAGGAGCCCCCCUCCUCCACCUUUAAGGGAAAAGGUUGGUAAAAUCUCACCUCAAUGUCAUGUAGAAAAUCGGCCAAGUCCUUCCCAUGGCUCUCCAAUGGUGCUUGGGAAUGAGAGCGCCUUGGGUACAUUUUGGUCUACCCAGUUUACAAAGGAUUCAGAAUCUGUGGGGGAAAAAGGCUUAUUGUUUGAUGAAAAACCAAUGAGUCGAACUUCCAAGCAAAGUCAAGCUAAACUGGGAAGAAUAAACAGCCCUUCCAAAGAAGAGCAAGCUCAGCCUACUCAGGUUAGCGUGUACAAGGGGGUUGAAGAUGUCCAAACUGAGGACUUGCAAAUAAGGUUUUCGCCAGAGAACAAAUUAUCCUUUCAAAAUAAGACAUUCAGUGAUUUUGUUGUUGAUUUCAACAAGACAAUUUCUGGAAAUACUGCUAUGAGCAAUAGCAUCAACAAAUCAAGGAGGGAGGAAGAGUUGGAGACAGAGUUGGAGAAGCUGAAGGAGCAAAUUAAACAAGUGAACUUGAAGAAAACAGAAGUGACAUCCAAAUUUGAAAAGCUCUCAGCCAUUUGCCGCUCCCAAAGGCAUGAGAUACAGGAGCUGAAGCUUACCUUAGCAAUAGCAACUUCUUCAUCGUCAAAAGACUGUCCUCAAAGUCUCGCCUACUUCAAUGGAAGCCCACAAUCCGACACACUGUCGUGGGAAAAUAUUGAGGGAACUGUUUUGGAGCCCCAGCGAGGAAUGCUUUCCAGCAACAUUUACCCAGAUCCCAAACAAUGGCAAACUUUCGCAGAUGAGCCUAAACAAGAGCUAAUGCCUAAUACAAAGCAUUCAAAAUCCAGUAGGACAAAUCAUGACCAUCACAGCAGCACAAAACAGCAUGGAUCAAGCUCUACCAGAGAUGAUUGGGGCUUUGAGCAUGUUGGCUUCUCCGUUUCCUCUUCCUCCAGCUCUGAUACCUUCAGGUCUCCAGUUCUUGGGAGUUCUUCACAGAGGAUUGCAGCCACCAGAGUCCAGAAGGUCGAUUCUACCCAGCCGGCUGGAUGGGCUGGUUUCUGAAUCAUCCUCUAUACUGGGAGAAAUUAUUAGGUUCGGACAUCGGAUAGAGAGAAUCAUCCAGAUUUUUUUCUGUUUACAGUAAAAGCAUAGUUACUGUAACAGCUGUGCUUUGACUGCAUUUUUACUGUAGGCAGAGAGAAAUUUGUAUGAUUCUCUCUAUCUGGUGUCGGAACCUAGUAAUUUGUCAUAUAAUACUGGUAGUGUAACCAAAGAAGUGACGGCGUCCCUUCAAGGUAUGUAUAGGCUUCUACCAUGUUGUUCUGUUCUAUUUUAUGAGAAAUAGAGUCAUUGUCAUUUAUACAGAUGGGCAAGCAAUCCUACAAGCUUGGUGCCCAUAUCACAUGGUAUAGUGUUUUGUUAUAUAUUUUUCACUUCAAGCAAAAUAUGAUAUUUCAGAUAUUUGAUUGUUGAACAACAAAUGAAGCAUUAAUGGCGAUGUCUGCCACUGGCUUCCAUAUCAAACAAUUUGAAAGAUGGUAUUAUUCAACAUA
Messenger RNA from Dendrobium catenatum, 2721 nucleotides. Its product is annotated as AP2-associated protein kinase 1. Lineage: Eukaryota; Viridiplantae; Streptophyta; Magnoliopsida; Asparagales; Orchidaceae. Gene Ontology annotation, biological process: protein phosphorylation. The transcript is spliced from 8 exons. The record is from RefSeq and is a predicted model, not a curated record. Bases 164 to 2230 code for a protein of 688 amino acids. Gene Ontology annotation, cellular component: cytoplasm. Gene Ontology annotation, molecular function: ATP binding; protein serine/threonine kinase activity.